UUGGGCAAAUACUUCGGCUAUUCUUCAAUCAUGGAAUCGUUGCUCAAACUGAGCCUACUGCUGGUUUUGUGGAUUCAUUUUUGCACAAAUUGCCCCGUGGUUCUCGGUUUUCUCAAAGUCGAAUUAUUCCUAUAUAUUCAGCGAAUGCUCUAACUUCAAACCAAGACCAACUGACUUUUGUGAUACCAAAACAAACCGGCGGCAACACAAUUCAUUUGGCCAACAUUAAAGUGGAGGCUGGAAUUCAGCUCACAACUGCCUCUGGAAAUCCGCCCAACAACUUCGAAACUGGUGGACCUGGAAUUGUAGCUAACAUUCUUCCCAGCAUGUUCAAGGAGGCCAGGUUGAUUGAAAAUGGAACCGUUUUGAAUCCUCAGUGCGACAAUUGUCUGUUUGUCACUUACUUAUCUUCUUCAUUGUCUUACGGUAACGACGCCAAAAAGAGCCAAAAGUGCAUGGAGGCCUAUCACCAGGAUGAUCUCCUUGGCGUUGUGCAAUCAAAUGAUAUAAAUAACGCAGACUUUAUGGAAAGACGUCAACAAUUUUUAACUAAAUCGCUUCCUCAGACAUAUAAAGCAUAUCCCUCAAUUUUUAUGGGCCAACUACAAACCGGCAUUUUUUUUAAUGAGGAAGGCAUGCUGCCUGAUGGUUGUGAUGUUACAAUCGUUUUUACCCAGACAACUAAUGAAUUUCGAGCCUUUACCUCUGACGAGACGGAUGAUAUUGUGGUGACAUUGGUCUCACUCAAGCUGCACGUAAAAAUAUCUGCCCUUAUGAUAAGGCUGUGUACCAACUAAUCUGCCAGGUGAUAACUUUGUUGGAAGGAGGACAAAAACUUCUUACAAGUUAUCCUGCAAGUGGCAGGAUGCGUCAGCUUUGACCAGUCAGAACAGACGGCAGAUGGGAAGGGGCCAAUGAGCCUACAUCAACUGCAUUCAUCAAGGGUAUUCGGAUGACUAUCAAUGGUAAGUGCCGUGAUGGCAGGAGUGAGUUGCAACCCUUGAUUUUGGGCCAUUGUCGUCUGCAGGUUCGUCCAUUGAUUCAUUGACGACCAAAGGAAGCGAGGAUGAUGAUGAGAUCGCUUUUGCCCGGUUGCAAAUUUUCAACACAUUUUUAGCUUAGCCUUUUACAUCCGGGAUAAGUUAUGAAGGUUUGUCAAAAGGGGAUGUUUUUGCAGAUUGCAUUAUUUGAAUUUCAGGAACAGUUUUGAGAUAAUUUCCUUCAUUCCAGAUUUUAUAAAUGGAUGUUACGUUUGGUGUGCGGAUAUACAUAAGGUAUGGGUUUACAAUUUGUCAACUCAAACCUAAAGCUGGUCAAUCAAACUUCGAUUGUUCAAAGUGUCAGUUAAGGGAUUCAAUCUUCACCUUUUUUGUAGCUUUUCAGUACUAGUCUCGAGACCAAUCUUGACUAUCUAAUUCCAACAGUCUUAGAGAGUAUGAUACGGUUAGAAGUUGAGUUCUCAGCUCCACUCGGUAAGUUGAUUUUACGACACACACAUACGUACUUGCACAUCCCUUCCAACAGCCAUCGCUUCUAAUCCACCUUGGUCUCUCUCAUUUUUUCUCCAAGUGAAGAGCUAGUUAUGCUCACCAUUGAUAAGCAUUUAAUAAUGUGGGAAUCAUACUAUCUUCUACAAGUUUCUCCAAUUUCAUUUUUAUAGGUCAACAACACCCCAGUCUUAUCGUGAUUGGACGUGAGCGAUCCAUUUCGUUGUCUUAUCCCGUAUAAGAAGAAAACAACGACGACUAUUGACAAACGGAAAUUUAGUAAAAACACAUGAUUUACCUGGUGAUAGUGGUUUUUAUUUAAUCGAUGUGAAACAAUCAACAGUAGACCGACUAAGUACGUAAAUGUAA
Tigriopus californicus is the source of this 1856-nucleotide messenger RNA. RefSeq lists its product as uncharacterized. The coding region runs from base 327 to 797 and encodes 156 amino acids. The transcript has 6 exons. The record is from RefSeq and is a predicted model, not a curated record. Lineage: Eukaryota; Metazoa; Arthropoda; Copepoda; Harpacticoida; Harpacticidae.